Rhipicephalus sanguineus (brown dog tick) is the source of this 880-nucleotide messenger RNA. RefSeq lists its product as uncharacterized. The transcript has 6 exons. The record is from RefSeq and is a predicted model, not a curated record. NCBI's taxonomy places the organism in Eukaryota, Metazoa, Arthropoda, Arachnida, Ixodida, Ixodidae. The coding region runs from base 7 to 879 and encodes 290 amino acids.
UCUGUGAUGGCGAGCUGGAGGUUUACGGCGCUAGCGUUACUGCUCGUUGGAGUUCAGUCAGUGCUCUGCGUCGACGAUGAGGAUGCCAAGUGCGACGUGACUAAGGCUACAACCUGCUACUGGUCCCAGGCGAAGGUCCACAGUGUCAAUAUCUUGGUUCCAAAAGAGUCAGCACAGAAAUACCCAGGCGAUGUGUGCCGCUCAGAGGAGGAACUUCCCGUGGCUUCUGUAUGCGAGGAUUACUACGGCGCUUGCGAGGAAUCCCAAAAGGUUCUGUUCAGACACAAGGAGAAUGGAUACGCUAUUCUGCGGACCCUUCUUCUCAAUAAGACGAUCUGCAACGGUGUGGAGUUGCUGGCUGCCUGCGUUCAGAAGGACGUCAUGGGAAACUGCAACGCUCGGUUUGCCGACGAUUACUCUCUCUUGAACGCCGAGGCAAACGAAAAGGCUGCCCAGAAUCUCAGCCAGUGCCUCGACCUUGCCCUAAAGCCCUGUGUAAACAUUGUACACGAUGUUACUCGCUCGGGGUACAUGAAAAAGUUGGCCGCUGCCAUGAAUGAUCUGUACAAGGUACCGGAGCAUCCCGUGCCGACAACCCCUACUGCCGUGCCAACAACCCCGACAACCACCACGGAGAUUUCGACUCCGGUGCCCUCAGCUGCCACCACGUCCACAACGCACGAGCCUAUGACAUCAACAACCCACGAGCCGGUCACUUCCACGACCCAAGAGCCGGUCACUUCCACGACCCAUGAGCCUGUCACCAACGCAACCGGGGUGCCUCCGACCACGCCAGCUCCCCCUAGUGCAGCUUCGACUGUGAAAACGGUUGGCGCUUUCGGCGUAGUCGCACUGGCAUGGCUUGUGCGGGCUGCGUGAG